This is a messenger RNA of Ostrea edulis (European flat oyster), 1246 nucleotides long. RefSeq lists its product as uncharacterized. Bases 68 to 1159 code for a protein of 363 amino acids. NCBI's taxonomy places the organism in Eukaryota, Metazoa, Mollusca, Bivalvia, Ostreida, Ostreidae. The record is from RefSeq and is a predicted model, not a curated record. The transcript has 3 exons.
GAUUCAUAUUCACUAGAAUUAAAAAAAAAUAUAGCAUACUAUAUAUUUCAUUUUCUGACCUUUUAGGAUGAUGUUGAAGCUUGCAGUCCUUCUGGUUGUUGCCGCCAGUACACAAGCCAGCUUUAAGAGUUAUGGCAGCGGUGGUUACGGAGGUAGCGGACACGGAGGGGCACUCGGUGGGGGAGGCUUCGGUGGUUUAGGAGGAGGUGCCCUGGGUGGAGGCCUCGGAAGCGGUGGCGGACUUGGAGGAGGACUAAGCUCCGGCGGACUAGGAGGAAUUAGCUAUGGUGGGCUAGGAGGACCAGGCUCCGGCGGAUUAGGACUAGGCUCUGGCGGACUAGGACUAGGCUCCGGUGGACUAGGAGGAAUUAGCUAUGGCGGACUAGGAGGACCAGGCUCCGGCGGAUUUGGAUUAGGUUCUGGUGGUCUAGGAGGAUUAAGAGGUCUAGGAGGAGGGUUAAGAGGAGGUUCAGGCCCGGGAGGAUUUGGAGGCUACUACCCAGGAGGUGGAAGCCGCAGUUAUUACUAUUAUAUUCAAUACAUCAUCUACUUGUUGAGAAUAUUGGGACCCUUCUAUGGAGGUCCUAUUGGCGGCGGCGGCGGUUUUCCAUAUGGUGGAACUGGUGGCAUUUCCUACGGAGGGGGAUUCCCAAGGGGCGGAUUAGGUGGAAUUGGAGGCGGAUUAGGUGGAAUUGGAGGCGGAUUAGGUGGAAUCGGAGGCGGAUUAGGUGGAAUGGGCGGCGGAUUAGGUGGAAUCGGAGGCGGAUUAGGUGGAAUUGGAGGCGGAUUAGGUGGAAUCGGAGGCGGAUUAGGUGGAAUGGGAGGCGGAUUAGGUGGAAUCGGAGGCGGAUUAGGUGGAACUGGUGGUAUUUCUUAUGGAGGUGGAUUAGGUGGUAUCGGCGGUGGCAGUCUCGGUGGAUUCGGUGGCAUCGGUGGUGGUAGCCUCGGUGGUACUGGAGGCGGUUUCAGUGGUUUAGGUGGUCUCGGCGGGAGUGGUGGAUUUGGUGGACUAGGAGGGGGACUUGGCGGUGGACUAGGAGGAGGACUUGGCGGUGGACUAGGGGGAGGACUUGGCGGUGGACUAGGAGGUAUUGGAAGUGGAGGAGGUUUUGGCCACGGAGGAGGUCACGGGGGAUAUCCACGAAAGAAGUACUAUUGAUUGCAAUGAACGCCCAGUAACGACGCCCAUCAUCAAAUCAUCGUAGAAAGGUGUAUGUGUUUGUAGUAAUAAAUAUCUGCAAGUUUC